AUGGCUGCUGCAGUCUUAAAGUGGAUAAUAGAAUUAGUCCAGGACAAUUUUCAGGGCUCUGGGCUGGCUCUGCAGACGUUCCUUGUCCUCUGCGCAACUUUUCUUCUGGUAUGCGUCGUCUUCUUCAAGCGUUCCAGAAACCUUCCACCUUACCCGGCAGGACGUGUGCCUGUUCUCGGGCACCUCCUCGCCUUGGGCCGAGCACCUCACCUCGAGCUGACGGCGUGGAGGCGGCAGUACGGGGACGUCUUCACUAUCAGGCUGGGGAUGGAAGAUGUGGUGGUUCUGAACGGCUAUACUGCCGUCAAGGAUGCGCUCGUGGACAGGUCCGAGCUGUUCGCGUCCAGGCCGCAAAGCUACCUACUUGAUUCGACGGUUGGUUUCGGAAAAGACAUUGUUUUUGGGCGUUGGGGGUCUGAGUUCAAACAGAGGAAGAGAUUUGCCACCAGCACCCUAAAAACCUUGGGCAUGAAGGUCGGAACUGGCAGCAUCGAAGAGCAUAUCCGAAAGGAGACGAGCUUUCUACGAAAUAGGAUUGCAGAAUACAGGGGAAAGCCUGUUGACAUCUCCCAUGACGUCACCGUGGCGGUUGCGAACGUCAUCUGCUCUAUGGUGUUCGGGAAGCGCUACGACUACGAGGAUGAAACGUUCCGGGAGCUCUCUGAAGCGGUUGUUGCAGUGAUGGUUGAACUUAGAACUGGACAGAUCAUCAGUGUCUUCCCUCUGCUAAGGUUUGUUCCUGGAGUGAACCGAGCCAGCUGCAUGGUAUCUCGACAACUCGCCAAGAUCCAAAAGGUGUUGAGGGAAGAAAUGGCUCGCCAUGGAGAACACCUGGAUCGCGAGAACCCGCGAGACUUCAUCGACUUCUGCCUGCUGGAGCUUGCACAGCAGGAAAAGGUGGCUGGUCUGACGGAAGAAAACAUGCUGUACAUGACCCAAGAUCUAUUCUUUGCGGGAAUAGACACAACCACUAACACUUUACUGUGGUGUCUACAGUACAUGAUUUUGAACCCGGACAUCCAAAAAAAGGCACAAGAGGAGCUUGAUGCCGUUGUUGGUGAGAGUCUGCCCACCCUGCCCCACCGCUCCCAGCUGCACUACGUGAACGCCUGCCUGCUGGAGGUCAUGAGGAUCCGCACUCUUAUUCCUGUCACAAUUCACGCCACCACACAGGACGUCAUAGUGCAGGGAUAUGACAUUCCCAAGGGAAGUACUUCCGAACCUACCCUCCCUCCACAUGGACCCCGCCUACUGGUCGGACCCGAAAGAUUUCUGGACGUGGAAGGGAACGUUAUCAACAAGCCUGAGUCCUUCGUGCCAUUUUCUGGAGGGCGUCGUGUGUGUCUUGGUGAGCAGCUGGCCAGGAUGGAACUUUUCCUGUUCUUCUCGACUCUGCUGCAGUCCUUCAAGACGCCAGAGGGCGCUCCUCCUCCAAGCACUGACGGUGUCUGCGGUCUGACGUUGUCCCCGCAUCCAUUCCAGCUCUGCGCGAUACCGCGUAAGUUCAUGCUGAAUUCAUCAAAUAAUCAGUAUCACAUGACAUUUGUCCUAUGCACUUUGAAUGAAUGUGAAUAAAAUAGAAAAUAAAACAAUCCAACUCGGGAUAUGUUUUCAGAUGUUAUGUGCGUCAAAACAUGUCGAGAAAG
Molecule: messenger RNA, 1646 nt
Organism: Branchiostoma floridae (Florida lancelet)
Lineage: Eukaryota; Metazoa; Chordata; Leptocardii; Amphioxiformes; Branchiostomatidae
Product: vitamin D(3) 25-hydroxylase-like
Exons: 7
Coding region: 1-1575 (524 amino acids)
Biological process (GO): xenobiotic metabolic process
Cellular component (GO): cytoplasm; intracellular membrane-bounded organelle
Molecular function (GO): iron ion binding; oxidoreductase activity, acting on paired donors, with incorporation or reduction of molecular oxygen, reduced flavin or flavoprotein as one donor, and incorporation of one atom of oxygen; heme binding
Source: RefSeq, a predicted model, not a curated record